AUGGAGCCAAGCAACUUUCAUAGAUUCUAUUGCUCCUUUACAAGAACACGGAAUGGUGAUAUGCUGUCUUGUACCGGUCCCAUGCGGACCAUGGUUGAAAGCCACUGGGCAGUCAUCUCAGCCUCUAUGAUUUCACAGCCAUCACAAGAGCCAUCAAUUUUUCCCAUUUCCACUCAAGCCAAGAGCGACAUAAAUCAAAGGGAAUUGACAGUCAGAAAGUCAUGUAUCGAGAUCACCACAGCCUCGACCAUCGGUCUAGAUGUGUACGAAAUUCAACACAAAGUCAAUGAAGAUGUAUACAUUGGCGUCAUCUUCGAACACAAACCGUCUUCGAGUACUGAUCUUGAUGAUGUCUUCGCGGCACUACUGCUCGAAAACAUGAAACCUUUCAUCUCAGCACCUGUGGACCAAAUUUACCUCGGAAAUGAUGAUCCCAGAGUCAUCGCAACUGCGAUAGUCGAUCUUUUUGAUGAGCGCUUGAGAUAUGUCAGUGCUGAUGAUAAAUGGGUCAACGGCGGGCGUACAUAUUUCUUGGAGCGGGUGUACGAAUUUGUGCGGCGAGGACAAAGGCUUGAGUUCUGCCUUCCUGCUUUCCCGUGCAAGUCUUCAAGUGUGGACAAGGUGUUUGGAGUCAUGCCUGAUAGGGGAGAGCAAGCUGCGGUCGAGUACCUGCAUUCUUUCAUCGAGGAGAUUGAGAAGAUAUAUGGUCUAGGUGCCAAGCUCUGGAUCAUUAGUGACGGACACGUCUUCAGCGACUGCAUCGGGGUGGAUGACGAGACAGCCGACGCGUAUAACACUCAGCUUGCUCGCUUGAAUGACAUUGUAACCCGCCGUCGCGGAGGUCGUGACCGAAUUGGUUUCAAGAGCCUCAUCAAUUUGUUCAGCUUGGAUCACUACGUGGAUGAAAUCAGCAACCUGCUGAAGCUCCCAGCGCUGCCUCACCAGAUCUCAACAAAGCGCACCAAGGUCGCCGACUUCAGUCGUCAGCUCUUGCUCGAAGUCUGCCAGACUGACGCCACUGUGCUGCGCUCCCGCAUUGAGCAGGGAAGCGCUAGCGUGUUGAAGUUAUACCGCGGCUUCUCGCGCUUUAUGCUGGAAGACUUGGACCUCAACCAAUAUACCAAGCAACUAAGCCGCAGCCGGCGCAAGAAGCUGGCGUCUAAAGUCGCAUUUGAAAUGAUUCAGCGCAAUGAGGCGUAUUCCAACCUUGUCGAGCUACUUUUCCCACACCACGUAAGGCUUUCUAUCCACGCGCACAACAACGCUGGCCCCAAGUUUGGCAUUAGGAUGUUUGGUACCAACGUCAGGGCGGUCGAGAAGCUCGCAUUCGACGGCGCCGAAAUGCGCAGUGUCGAUCUGCUGCACGUGCCGACUCCAUGGCACAACUGCCUUGUGGAGAUAGCCGGUUGCGAAACGCUCUUCAUGGUCAAGGCCAAGACUGUCAGAGACGCUCUGUCUUCUGGUAAAUUCAGCGGCGGUUGGGUGGAUGGGAGUCUCGAUGGUGUGGCUGGCCAUUUCCGUCUAAAAAGCGCCAAUUCAAGUAAAACUUUCGACCACAAACCUGGAAAGGCGAUUAGAAUCACGGAGACGCCUCUGGGGCUAGAUACACAGUCCGUUUGUUAUCUCGACAAUGAGGCCCAUUAUUACAUGACAUCGACAACGGAUGUUGAGCUGAUUACUUCUCGCGCAUACUUUGGCGUCGUUUAG
Molecule: messenger RNA, 1707 nt
Organism: Neoarthrinium moseri
Lineage: Eukaryota; Fungi; Ascomycota; Sordariomycetes; Amphisphaeriales; Apiosporaceae
Exons: 2
Coding region: 1-1707 (568 amino acids)
Source: RefSeq, a predicted model, not a curated record